Messenger RNA from Pieris macdunnoughi, 345 nucleotides. Lineage: Eukaryota; Metazoa; Arthropoda; Insecta; Lepidoptera; Pieridae. The record is from the annotation of a GenBank genome assembly.
AUGAGCUCCAAUGAUAAAAACAGUGAAGUGGCCGUAGACAAGGUUGGCGAAUCGGGAGACGCGAAAAGUGAUCUAAAGGGAGCCAAAAGGGCAGCAGAGGAAAAAGUUACGGAGGCGAAAAAGGCGCGAAAAGAGGAAAACGGUGGCGGUGGUGAUGAUGGAGCCCACAGUGAAGAAGAGGAUAUAGAGGGAGAGGGUGAAGAAGGAGAGGAUGAUGAUGAAGAAGUGGAAGGGGAGGAAGGUGAAGAAGAUGAGGAAGAAUUAGCUGAAGAAGACGAUGACGACAUUGAAGAUGAAGAAGUUGAGGAGGAGUUAAUAGAUGAAGAAGAAGAAGAUGACGCGUAA